Cheilinus undulatus (humphead wrasse) is the source of this 3438-nucleotide messenger RNA. RefSeq names its product fibroblast growth factor 18a (gene fgf18a). Gene Ontology annotation, molecular function: type 1 fibroblast growth factor receptor binding; growth factor activity; type 2 fibroblast growth factor receptor binding. Gene Ontology annotation, cellular component: cytoplasm. Gene Ontology annotation, biological process: cell differentiation; positive regulation of gene expression; animal organ morphogenesis. The coding region runs from base 1492 to 2124 and encodes 210 amino acids. The record is from RefSeq and is a predicted model, not a curated record. The transcript is spliced from 5 exons. NCBI's taxonomy places the organism in Eukaryota, Metazoa, Chordata, Actinopteri, Labriformes, Labridae.
UCUGUGCCUGCCGACGCGCCUCUCCUGUGCAGCCCCCCUCAAGAAGAGCUUUUUAUGGAAGGAAACCCUGGAAUUUUUAUAAAAGGAGAAGGAUCUGCACAAUACCAGUGAAGUGGAUAAAACAGCACAGCUGCUUUCUUUUUGACUUGUUUUUUCCUCUGCUGUGUGAAUGAAACAGGGAAGCAGAUCUGAAGUGGGAGAAGGACGGUGCAGGUUCUGGACUGGAGUAGAUCUGUCACUGUGGGUUUCGUGUAAACAAGUUAAACUUUUAUUUCUUCACAAACUGGUGAGCUCCUCUCCUCUGCUUUCACACCGCGGAGUUGCUUUUCCUCGCAGCGAAGAGACUUUCGUGUUUUUCUCCCCUUCAGAGUGACUGCUUAAACUUUCUACGUUUAAAAAAAAUAAAUAAAAAGAUCGGAUUGCAUUUUCCCCCUUCAAACAUUUUGGAGGUGAUGUCAUCGUGCUGUGUUUUGGCUGGUAUUGUGUGGAGAGGGCGCAGGGAGGACUGCUGCAGCCAGGCGGUAAACAGCGGCUGAGGCGAGCGGGGAAGUCCGGAAAAUCAGGUGCAAAGUGCGGCUGUUAUUUCCUCGCUGUGUCGCGGGUGGCUGAGUCCGCCACCCAGUCACAGCUGUUCCCAUCCUCUCCAGGCACCCCUCCCUCACUCGUCUUUCUUUCUCCUUUAUUAUCCCCACCCAUUCUCAUUCAGCACUCUCCAUACAACCUUCUGAGCUGGACCGCUCCGGGACCUUAUCGCCACCUCUGUCGGACACUGUUGGUCAGUGUCACCAGGGCCACAGACCCGUUGAGCCAGCGUUGGGGCGCAGUCAUGACCGAGACCGCCCUGCAAUAUCCUGCGCCCGCAGAGCGCCCGUCUCCAGCUCAGCGUUUACUCCAUCAGCCAUCCCAGGUAGCCCAGCUCCACCAGCUCCUGAGCCCGCUCUGCUGGGACUAACUCUGCCUCCUGCUCCUCUCCGUGCUGGGACAUAAACUACACCACACAGAAUUCAGAAGCUGAAACAUUACGCAUUGGAUUACGCACGCAAGGCAGCUGUCCACGGGACCGAGCAUCCCUCUGAGGGUCAGCCAGGUCGAUUGGAGUUUGCUAUCUAUUCCGCGUGCGCGCGCUUUCACCUGUUCAUCUCGUUGGUGGGGACGCGCAGACUUAAAAGCCCUAACCUUCCCCCCUUUACUCCCCCGCCCACCUGCCUCGCUACACGGGUCUGGACAGCUGUUAGAGGUUGCCCGGCGGUCACAGUGGCACAGUCACCCCGCCCUCACAUCUCACUUUGCCCGCGCGCAUACAUUUACCCACGCCGGGGGGACCGGGGCACGCCGCUGCCGAUGCCAACGGGAGUGUCCACUGACUCUUUGACUCUGCAUAACAUCCAGCGGAUUCAAAACAGAGAGGGGAACUCUUCGGACUGUCGGACUGGCUCAGACCGAGCGAGGAGACUGUCUCUGGGCCAAGUUCCAUAGUGGAGGGGGGAAGCGAUGUGGUCCCUUCUUUCCACGCUGACCGUCUUAUGUAUCCAGAUGUUGCUGGUGAUGUGCAAUCCAUUACAGCAGGUAUUUGGUGUGGAUGGGGUCAACUUCAGCGUGCAUGUGGAGAACCAGACACAGGUGCGAGACACCAUGAGUCGGCGACACCACCGGGUCUACCAACUCUACAGCCGCACCAGCGGAAAACACGUCCAGGUGCUCGGGCGCAGAAUAAGCGCUCGAGGAGAAGACGGAGACAAAUAUGCCCAGCUUGUAGUGGAGGCUGACACCUUCGGUAGCCAGGUGAGAAUCCGGGGCAAAGAAACAAAUUUCUACCUGUGCAUGAACCGUCGCGGCAAACUGGUAGGAAAGAAGGCCAGUAAUCGAAGUGCCGACUGCGUCUUUGUGGAAAAGGUUCUGGAAAACCACUACACAGCUCUGAUGUCGGCGCGCCACACAGGCUGGUACGUGGGCUUCACUAAAAGAGGGCGUCCUCGUCGUGGCCCGCACACACUUCCUAACCAGCAGGAUGUACAUUUCAUGAAGCGUUUCCCACCCGGGGAGCAGCCUGACCUCACCACACCCUUUCGCUUCACCACCAUCAGCAAGCGGGCCAAGAGGGUGAGAGCUACAGGGCCCCGCUAGUAGUUGCUAACGCUAGCACCCACUGUCUCGUCAUCCAAAGCCUCAACCUGAGCCAAUCUAAGGCUAGCCCAGUCAUCUCAUGCGACUCAACAGCUUUCUUUGCUGGGACAAACACUGAGAACAAACUUGAUGAAUCAUUAAUGGGGUUUAGCUUCACCCCUUCUCAUUUGCCACUACAGCCCCAGUUUUAGUCUCUACCUGGGCAAACUGGACUUUACCUGGUACAUCGCUGGAAGCUCUGUGGAUUUGUCUGUGUUUGAGUUAUAGGCCAGAAGCACUGACAGGAAACUUGAAGAGCAGCCAGAGUCCUAGUUUCCACAAGGUCUUUUCUCCACAACCACAUGAACUACAAGGCCAUCAUGUCUCCUGUUCUUGGACCAGCUGAACAAUGACAAGUGUGGGAUUACAACUGGACCAUGCAAGAGACAACAAGGGUGGGAGAGACUAACUGAACAAGACAGUGGGUGCUUAGCAUGUGGACAAAGGGAAAUCAGGAGGAAGAUGACACGAAAAUAGUGGAGAGGACAAAGGGAUCGAUUGAUCUGCACAGAUCAAAUGGACCAAAAAUGGAUUGUUGACAUGUGACGCACUUAUUUUUCUCUCUGCUGAGUCAGUGGGAAUCUGUGAGAUUGUUAGAUGAAUGACAAAAGGGAGCCUGAGAGAAUGAGUGAGUGACUUACUGAAUAAAUGCAUGUUUGUAAGAAGAUGAAAGAGGGGGAAAUGUAUGUAAGAGUGUGUGUUUGCAUGUGCGAGUGAGUACACCAACAACCAUGAGUGAAGCUGGAACACGAGGGACCCUUGAAAGGGACAUCCAGUCCCUGCAUGAACCCGUGACAACUCACCACAAGGACUGAAGCUUAAAAAACUCGAAUGUAUAAAAAAAAAAAAAACAAGCUGCACCAAAAACAGCCAUCCAAUCACAGCAUACCAAACCAACUAUGACCAAAGACAACUGGAGACCUUCUUCAUGACUCCCAGCGGACACUUCACCUUCAGCUUAUAGGUCCAGAGGGUGACGAGCACAGGAGCAAGUGCGGCGAGGAGGGUGCCUUGUCGACUAGCAUUGCUAUAGAGAUGACCCAGGGGAUGACGCUCCUGUGUUACACCGUGGAUACAGAAUGCUGCUACCAGGACAUUCAGUGGAACAAACCAAAGUCUCAUGCAUUCACACAGGAGAAAAAUAUUAAAGGGAACAAUUUAUUGAAAGUUAUAUAUAUUAUAUAUAUAAAAGAAGACAGAAACCCUAAAUAAGCAACCUUACUAUGAUGGUUAUUAUAAUUAUUACGAUAAAAUUAUUUCAUUUAUUUAUUUCAG